GAAGAAUUUUUUUUGCAGUUUUAAACAAAAAAUUUUUUUUUCGUCAAAUUAAAAAAAAAGACAUUUCAUAAUUUACGACACCCGGACGACUUUAGCACACACGACAUUUUAACGUCACUGAUAUUUUUACGACACUUGACACCACUCAUUUUUUUUUUACAACCAUUGAUAUUUUGGCUGCUUUUUAAACAAACAUAUACAUAACAUACAAGAACAAUCACAAUACAUCAAGAUGAUUUCAAAUUCACCAGAUCCCUUCCUUCAAGUUAGAUUGUUUAACUCACAAGUGAAGUCCACUAACUUUAAUUUGCAAUCCAUGGAAUUCAAAUGUCAUUCCACAACCAUAUGUGAUUACCAAAUGGAAAUGUUACAUCACUUACUUACAGUUGAAUCUAAGACAUUACCUUCAAUGACAUUGAUUGAACAACAACCAGAAAUUAAGUUAGGUAUGAGGCCGUUAUUAUUGGAUUUCCUUAUGGAAGUUAUUACCAUUUUAAAUUUAUCCAGAUCAACCUUCCCAUUGACGGUAAACUUAAUUGACAGAUAUUGUUCUACUCGUAUUGUUAAGAAACAACAUUACCAAUUGUUGGGGUUGACAUCACUUUGGAUUAGUUGUAAGAACUUGGAUUCAAAAUUUAAAAUUCCAACCUUGAAUGAUUUAAGAAAAAUUUGUGUUGAUAGCUAUUACAAAGAAUUAUUCAUUGAAAUGGAAAAACAUAUUUUGAAAUCUUUAGAAUGGAUGGUUAAUAGUCCAACCUUUGAUGCAUUUAUUGAUCUAUAUUUGAAUCUUUUGAUUUCCAACAAUAAUAAUCCAAGUGUUUGCGACAUUAUUAGAAAGUCAAUUCAUAAUAUUAAAUUGUUGUCAAACUACAUUGGAGAAUUGUUUCAAUUUUAUCCUAAUAUCUAUUUUGAUUACACUUCGUCCCAAAUUGCCUUGAUUGCAAUUUUGGCAAGUAUUAUGACUUUGAAGAUUCCUGUUAACUUAAUCAGUUUAUUAAAUUUCUAUAAUGACUUGUUGAAAACCGACGAGUAUAAAAGCAAUGCUUGUGGCGAUGAAGCUGAUAACUUUGAUGAAAUUCUUUCUAUAAAUUCAUUUCAAUCAUUAUUUACCAAGGGGUUCCUCAAAAAUUUAAUCAAGAUUAUUGAUAAUCCUCCAAAGAGUCUUGAAAUCAAGUACUUUUCAGAAAAAGGUAAAUAUACCCAAUUAAUGAAGUCUUUAGUACAAUGUGCUAUUGAUUCUUUAAUGACUUUGUUGGAUCCUCCAGUAACACCUAAAGUUGAAAUACCGGAAAUUAAACAACCAACUACAUUUGCAUUACCAUUAACUCCAGUUUCUAAUAGUACCAGUCCAAGAAGAUUCAAGCUGGAAAAGCCUGAUGAUGAGGGUACUACUGCAGAUGCCACUGCUGUAAAUGCGUCAGGAACAAUCACACCAGUUUCGUUGUCAUCUCCAAACAAAAAAAGAGGAUAUGAUUCUAUCGACGAAUUGGAAAUAGCUACAUCUACAAUUGAACAAUAUCAGAAGGUUGAACAUGAUGAAUUUAAAAAGUCAAAGGGGAUAUUCUUCAUUCCUCGUUGAGUUUUAAACAUCUUUUUGCAUAAACAUGGCGGUGAAUCUGGUGGAAGGAGCUUGGCUCAUUUAACUGGUUUUAUUUGGUUUUUGUCUUCUACACCAUAUCACUUCCUUCUUUAGGUAAUGCAUUUGCUUGGGCUAAAAUUUGGCUACUUUUUGAACAGAAAACAUUUGCUAGAGACGUCUGUUUAAUAUAUAUGCUAUUGUAUCCCUUGGUUUUUUUUUAUGAUGCCUAUAUUUAAUACAUUUUUUUGUUUGCUUGGUUUAUUCUUUUACUUACUCGUAUAUAUAUUAGCUUUUAGUUGACUUUUUUCCGUCAAUACAAACAUUUCCGUUAAAUAUUUGUACGUUAAGCUGUGUUUUUUUUUGAUCCAGUCAUGCAAGUGAUGUAUUGAUCUAUUGAGCAACACUGUACCCUUUCGGUGACUUCUUCACGAAUAAAAAAAAAGAACCCCUGAAUGAUCUAAGUUGUGAAAGCUAAACAAGGAUAUUGUUGACUUUACUACUAGUGUUUCUUCACUACUCCGGCUCUCUCAUGCAUCCCACUGUUUCCCACCCCUGCGUCUUUGGCUCUAGGCUUAGUCAAGUUCCUGCAAGAUCCUUGUUCUAGGGAGUGAAUCACUAGAUGUGCAUAAACUCAACGUGAUCAAAUUCAAAAAAAUUGAGCUUGUGAUAACUAGCUAUAAUUAGAGUUAAUUGAUAGGCUGUCCUCUUAAAAUUGCAGUUUUGGAAACUUCCAUGGAUUUGUCGCAAAAUGCAUCAAAAAAUCUCCCCAUAUA
Messenger RNA from Spathaspora passalidarum NRRL Y-27907, 2352 nucleotides. RefSeq names its product cyclin (gene CLN3). NCBI's taxonomy places the organism in Eukaryota, Fungi, Ascomycota, Pichiomycetes, Serinales, Debaryomycetaceae. The transcript has 2 exons. Gene Ontology annotation, biological process: regulation of G1/S transition of mitotic cell cycle; regulation of cyclin-dependent protein serine/threonine kinase activity; mitotic cell cycle phase transition. The record is from RefSeq and is a predicted model, not a curated record. Gene Ontology annotation, molecular function: cyclin-dependent protein serine/threonine kinase regulator activity. Gene Ontology annotation, cellular component: cyclin-dependent protein kinase holoenzyme complex; cytoplasm; centrosome. The coding region runs from base 233 to 1579 and encodes 448 amino acids.